AAAUCAUGUGGUUACGGAUAAGCCACCAAACCUUAUCCGGCUCACGUUAGCCUCAUCCCCUCUCCUACCUAUACCGUAGCGAGUGAGAAGCAUACAACCACACCACUAUGGCUUCCUCCUCAUACACCCCAAUCCUCUCUCAAACGUCCAAACCUCUCCAAAUCCCCUCCAAUCUCUCCUCCUCCAAACCAAUCCCAACCGUCCUUCCAUCAAAGAGAUCAAGGCCCACUACCCUCUCAAAGCUCCACGUGUCCUCCCCAACCAACGACAAUUCCACCACCACCGUCACCACUACCCAGCCAUCCCGCAGCAAACCCAACGAGGAGCGCAUCUUCUUCGACGGUGGGGCCCACUACGGGGAUCUCGUGGCCAACCUUCUCCUUGGUUUCACCCUCCUCUGGCUCCCGCUCACGUUAGCAGCGGUCUUCCGCGCCUUCUUCCUAAGGUACCGGUUCACCAACCUAAGGGUGACCGUAAUCUCCGGUCUGACCGGCCAGGACCGGAGCGAUUUCUCGUACAAGGCGAUCAAGGACGUGCAAGUCGUGCCGCGAUUUAUCGGGGAAUGGGGAGAUAUCGUCAUAACGUUGAAGGACGGGACGAAGGUGGACCUCAGGAGCGUUCCCAAGUUCCGGGAGAUCGCCGAUUAUUGUCUCUUCAUGGCCGAUAUAGGCAAGGAAUCGCUGGAAAAAGGCGAGGAGCGCAAAGGGUUUUGAUGGUAUUUUUGGGAUUUCUGCAGGGUAGUUUCGGGAAUUUGCAUCUAAGCUGUGUUUAUUAUCCUUGGUGAAGCAGGUAUGCGGUUUUUUUUUUUUGGUUAAGUUCGUUUUGCGUUCGUCGCGACUGAGAAGCCUGCGUGCAUCGCCAACCACUGGUGGACAUGCUGAGAUGGCCUGAUUAUUUUAACUGUCCAUAUUCUCUUCCUACCAUAAAUAGUCUAUCAUUCCAUAAUCACUCUUCAGAUGAUGAUCCUAACCUUUAAAUUUUAGAGUUAAAUGGGAGCCAUUGUUUCAUUGUUCUAAAUUCAUCUACGGUUAGUGAUUAUCAUAAGAAUACAUUCAGAACAUACUUUUAUCGGUGGACCGCAUAGCAUAACGUUCACAGCAUGAACGGUUCUGAUCAUUGGACCAUCUGGCAUGUGGGACCAAUGGCGAGCGACACGUGCUGGAUCCUGAGCCGUGACGGAGGCAAAAUGAUCUCUCUUUUUCAUUAUUAAUAUUUUGAGGGGAAAACAAAAAACUUUGAUACUCUGGCGGAAUGUGAUGGGUGAUACGCAUUCUAGCAUUAGCGUAACUCAAAUUUAACGGUUCGGAUAGUGGGCUGCAUUUCGUUGAUUAGAUGAUAUUUAAUGGAUGUUCAACACGAAAAAUAUCAACCGUUCAAAUUCAAUUUACAAGUUUUUAUGAAUCGGAGGCUAGAAUUAUCCGAUUAAAAUAGUUGCAGGUUUUUAACCUAUUUAUCGUUGGUUUCCAUGAUUUGGUCAGUUAAAUAGGUUCCACAGCAUACAAAUGCAAGGGGCUGUGUAUCAUCCAUCAUACUCCACCUGAGUAUCAAAUAACUUCUUUACUAUUUCUAGAAUUUUGGAUGAGAAAUGGGGGUAUAUACUGUCAAAUUGUAAUUUGCAACAAUCCGUUGAUAUUAUCAAGCACUUGAUUUCCGUA
Molecule: messenger RNA, 1655 nt
Organism: Magnolia sinica
Lineage: Eukaryota; Viridiplantae; Streptophyta; Magnoliopsida; Magnoliales; Magnoliaceae
Exons: 1
Coding region: 108-713 (201 amino acids)
Source: RefSeq, a predicted model, not a curated record